Messenger RNA from Pelodiscus sinensis (Chinese soft-shelled turtle), 2967 nucleotides. The record is from RefSeq and is a predicted model, not a curated record. Lineage: Eukaryota; Metazoa; Chordata; Testudines; Trionychidae.
ACCAAAUUGAGGCUGCUACCUUCAGUAUGUGCUAGAGGGCAGAGCCACUUGCAGAUCGGGUGCUGCUGUGAUUUGGGUGCCAGAGUAAAUCACUUGGCAGCAGGUUGUUGUGCUCAGGGCUGUGGGAGAAGCUGUGUGCAUCACAAAGGUGGAAUAAGUGACUCCAUUUAAGUCCUGACAUAAAUGUAACUUGAUCCUAGGAGUGCCACUUGCACAUGCUGCAUCUGAGGGACAGUAAAUGACAGUGUAAGAUGGCACUUUUGCCUGGGGUUGUGUAACGGCAGUGGUUGCUUUCUGUUUGCAAACGUAUGUGGAGACUCCCAGAGUUGGGUGUAAUUCAACAUAUUGACUGGAAAGAGGGAGUUUAGUGAAGUGCACUGUGGCUGGAAAAUGACUGGCUGCUUGAUUUCUUUUCAGAUAAAAUAUGUGACCAGAUCAGUGAUGCUGUCCUUGAUGCCCACCUUAAACAAGAUCCAGAUGCCAAAGUUGCUUGCGAAACUGUUGCAAAGACAGGGAUGAUCCUUCUAGCUGGCGAGAUCACAUCUAGAGCUUCUGUUGACUACCAGAAAGUUGUGCGUGACACAAUCAGACAUGUUGGUUAUGAUGAUUCUUCUAAAGGGUUUGAUUACAAGACUUGCAACGUGCUGGUAGCCUUGGAGCAGCAGUCCCCUGAUAUUGCCCAGGGAGUCCAUCUGGACAGGAAUGAAGAGGAUAUUGGUGCUGGGGACCAGGGCCUGAUGUUCGGUUAUGCUACUGAUGAGACUGAAGAGUGCAUGCCCCUGACCAUUGUCCUAGCGCACAAACUGAAUGCCAAGCUGGCAGAGCUGCGGCGCAAUGGCACCCUGCCCUGGCUACGGCCUGACUCUAAAACUCAGGUGACUGUGCAAUACAUGCAGGACCAUGGCGCUGUCAUCCCUAUCAGGGUCCACACGAUUGUCAUAUCUGUGCAGCACGAUGAAGAUGUCUGCUUGGACGAGAUGAGAGACGCCCUGAAGGAGAAAGUGAUUAAAGCUGUUGUGCCUGCAAAGUACCUGGAUGAGGAUACAAUCUACCACCUGCAGCCAAGUGGCCGCUUUGUCAUCGGUGGGCCCCAGGGAGAUGCUGGCUUGACUGGCCGGAAGAUCAUCGUUGACACCUAUGGUGGCUGGGGUGCUCAUGGAGGAGGUGCCUUCUCGGGGAAAGAUUACACCAAGGUGGACCGUUCCGCUGCUUAUGCUGCUCGUUGGGUAGCCAAGUCCCUUGUCAAGGCUGGUCUGUGCAGGAGAGUGCUUGUCCAGGUGUCCUACGCAAUUGGAGUGUCCCACCCACUGUCCAUCUCCAUUUUCCAUUACGGCACUUCUCCGAAGAGUGAGCGGGAGCUGCUGGAUAUUGUGAAGAAGAACUUUGACCUGCGCCCUGGGGUUAUUGUCAGGGAUCUGGAUCUGAAGAAGCCCAUUUAUCAGAGGACUGCAGCCUAUGGCCACUUUGGUAGGGACAGCUUUCCUUGGGAAGUGCCCAAAAAGCUAAAGUAUUGAGUGUUAGGCUUUUCUCCCCAGACCUGUUGGCGUAGGCUACAGAGAAGCUUUCAGGCUCUGGGGGAAAGAGCCCCUCUUCCCUCACAUCCUGUCCUCCUGCUCAGCUCUUACUCAGCAAACCUCGUCCAUUGUCAUGGGGACCAUGAGUUAGACCUACCCUCCUAGUUCUGGCCCGUGCUCCUUUAGUGGAACUGGUUGAGCACAGGCUACCUGUGUAAUGGCCCAGAAACAAGCAGGCAGCAGCCUGUUGCAUAAACGAUGCUCUAAGAUUGGCUCCAUUAUGCCCGAGAACCCAGCCCGAAAGCCUAAACUGCAGUGAGUCCCCUUCAGAUGCUGACUGAGAAAUUGUCCUUGUACCGUGCACGUGGGGUCUGCUUCACCAUGGCCUCUGUCCAGCCCGCCAAGCAGCAUGAUUUGUGGUGUCUAGAAUGUAGAGCCUCCUAGUGCCUGUAACACGCUCAGUCUGACUGUAGCUUUAGCCUGGGAGCGCUUCCCCCUAGCAGACCAGCCUUGCAUGCAACAAGUUCCACUUGGAGCUCCAGCCUGCUGCAGUUUUUAUUCAAAGGCAGUUCUUUACCCAUUUGUGGCGCUUUACGCUCUUAUUCCCUCUGGAGCUGCACCAGAUUUUAACCUCUCCGCUUUCAGCUGUCUCUUGGGAGGACGUACGUAAUAAGGUUUUUUAAAAAAGAAUCAAUCCUAUGCAUGGUUUCAGCACUAGCCAAACCUCACCAUCCCCUGUCAACGGGCACUUGGCAGCCAGGGGAUGUAUUACAGAGAAGUCCCCAGGCAGUACCCGAGGUCUGUAGGCUGCACACUUUGGUACCAGAGUAAUUUUUUUCUUUAUAAGAAAGCUGGAGAAUUCCACACUGCACAGAACUCCUCCUGGGUUUUUAAACUUUGUUUUAUUUUCAAAGCCAGGUCCAAUUUGUGCUCUGGACAGUUGGUGUCGCUACAGAGAAACCAGCUUCCUUCAGAGCCACAGGUGCAUUUGGAGGGGAGGAGAGGUGGCAAAAAUAACCCUUCAUACUUGAACAUUUUUCUAAUUGCUUAUUUAUUGUGCUCUGGGGCAGGGUGUGAGUACAGAGAAGCCCUGGGCUCAGAUGGCAGCUUUUUAACACAUUUUUUGACACCAUGAUUCUUUGCCAUGUUUCCAGCAUUCCCUGAUAGGCCAAGGUGUCCUACAGAAAAACCUUGGGUCACACCUACAGGGGGUCUGGCUGGUGUGAACGAAAUGGAGAGGGCGAAGCUAGGGCAACUGGCCAUGGGAGAGGCUGAUUUGGCUGGUGUUGUACAGAGAAGCCAGCUUGUUUACAUGCUUUUCCCAGGGUCUCUUCCCUGAGUGGAAAGUGCCUUUCGUGAUCUAUUUUUCUGGAGGUUUAUUACGUAUGUCUGGUUCUUCACAUCCCACCAAUUAACUGAAGAUCUGAAUAAAGUGCUAGGUUCUACCUGAACA